This is a messenger RNA of Spodoptera frugiperda (fall armyworm), 10516 nucleotides long. Its product is annotated as mitochondrial folate transporter/carrier. Lineage: Eukaryota; Metazoa; Arthropoda; Insecta; Lepidoptera; Noctuidae. Gene Ontology annotation, cellular component: mitochondrion. The transcript has 6 exons. Gene Ontology annotation, biological process: folate import into mitochondrion; nucleotide transport. The record is from RefSeq and is a predicted model, not a curated record. Bases 355 to 1311 code for a protein of 318 amino acids. Gene Ontology annotation, molecular function: folic acid transmembrane transporter activity; FAD transmembrane transporter activity.
GAUUACCUAAUCACAUCAAAGUUGUGUCCGAAGAGAAAAUCACGUCAGUGUCAUUAUUUUACUGUUAUUUUGCCUAGCUUUUACGUGUACAAGCAAAAUAAUCUUUUUCAAAAUUAGCAAGCCUGUUAAAUUACGGGAAAAGGAACGGCAUGUUGAAUUACUCUGGAAAUCGUUCAUUUUUUAUCGCACGUAAUUCGUGGGAUUAUUACGAGAGCAACGAUGUUUAGUGAAGAUUGUGUUAAAUUCAGUUUUGUCAAAGAUUUCUGGGAAAGUGUGUGCCGGUAAUACGCAGGUGUUGACGGGGUCCCCACAAGAUGCUAUCAAAAGUUGUAACUGUGAUUUAGUAAAUUCGUCAUGUCUACAAUGAAGAACCCUACUUCGUCGUCUUCUAAGGCAUUGUUUAGCCACAUCAAGUACGAGCACCUGGUAGCUGGUAUAUCAGGUGGCGUGACUUCCACACUCAUAUUGCACCCUUUGGAUUUAAUUAAAAUUAGAUUUGCUGUUAACGACGGCAGGACCGCAACAGUUCCUAGGUACGAUGGGCUCGGGAGUGCAUUUGUCACUAUUGUUAAGAAGGAGGGAGUGAAAGGACUGUACAGAGGCGUCACACCUAACGUAUGGGGAUCAGGCUCCGCAUGGGGCUUCUACUUUUUAUUUUAUAACGCAAUAAAAACAUGGAUCCAAGGUGGGAAUGCGCGUACGCCGCUCGGCCCUGGCCUGCACAUGCUGGCCGCGGCAGAAGCUGGAGUACUGUCCCUUGUGAUGACCAACCCCAUAUGGGUGGUGAAGACCCGUCUCUGUCUCCAGUACAGCGAGGAACAUCUGGCUGAGCACAAACGGUAUAAGGGCAUGAUUGACGGCCUCAUGAAGAUCUACAGGACCGAAGGGAUCCGGGGACUAUACAGGGGCUUCGUUCCCGGUAUGUUUGGCGUGUCUCACGGUGCGCUGCAGUUCAUGACGUACGAAGAGAUGAAGAAUAGGUACAACCAGUACAGGAAUCUGCCGAUUGACAUCAAAUUGACGUCAGUGGAGUACCUAACGUUCGCUGCGAUCUCUAAGCUGAUAGCCGCGGGCGCGACAUACCCGUACCAAGUGGUGCGCGCGCGCCUGCAGGACCAGCACCGCAGCUACGACGGCGCCUGGCACUGCAUCAACGAGACAUGGAGACAUGAAGGCUGGCGCGGUUUCUACAAGGGGCUCAAGCCGAGCAUAGUUCGUGUGUUACCAGCUACGAUGAUAACCUUCCUGACUUACGAGAAUGUAUCGCAUUAUAUGCUAAACAGGUCGCGCGAAGUAGCGCUGUCUACAUAAUUCUAACACUUUAAUCGCCGUAUGAGAACCGUUGAAGGCAAAUCCUUCACUACCAUAGGUCAUCGGUGAGCUACGUGGCGAUUAAGAGCGGUUUCAGACUAGCGUUUUAUACGCGCGUAUACGAUAGUUUUUGGAAGCACAUGACAUUAAGUUGGGUAUAAGCCACACCUUUUGGUAUACACGUAACUUGUACGAACGUUGACGCGCUUCUAAACUCGAGUGAACGCGAGUCACGCCGAAAUAUGUCCUUUUAUGUGAGUUUGGCUUCUCGAAGCGCGCGUGUAAGCGCGUAUGCUGAAACAACAGGAUAUAUGCACAGAAAGAUACGCUAAUCUGAAACGGCCCUAGAUUGUUAAUAAUGUAAGUUUUAAAACAUGGACGAGAAUAUUGGAAAUUGACCCUUAUAACGAAGUAGAUAGGCGUCAUUUAGCAUUGGAAUGAACCAUAUUUUAUGUAUAUGUGUUUUGACAGCGAUAGGUGCGAUGUUAAAGUAAAUUGGGUAAAAAGUCUCAACUGUUUCGAUAAGAAUUAAAAUCGAACUCUACUGAGGUUUGAAAUGAGGAGAUAUGCAACAUCUAUGUAGGGUUUUUGAUACGCAAAAACAGAUCUUAUUCUGUAUAGCGUAGGUGUUAUUGUUGGGAUCGCAUAAUGACGUCUAUUUACAUCGUGUUCUAAAAACAGUUUUUCGAUAUUUUGCAUUUGUCCUUUAGUUGUAUAGUACAAACGUUUUAGUUUUAAUUAUUUUUAAUGGAAUUGACGAUAGUUGUUAUCAAGAAAUGGGCAAUUAUGACGUAGUGAAUGGAAUGGCAUGUUUUAUACAUUUGUGUAUAAAAUGAAUUGUAUUACGCUAAACUGUAAUGAAAUGUUCAAAUUGGUUAACAAAAUUAAAGGGUAAAAUGGGAACUUUGGAUUUUAAUGUAACAAAAAUCCGUCAGAUGGCACUGUUAUCGUUUUAGGUUUGCUAUGUCACCAUAGCAUGUCAAAAAUAACAGGUUUAUAUUGUACCUUCUAGUAUCAGAUUUAAAAAGUAGUAACAGUUCAAAUCUGUACAAAAUUGAGGAAACAUCCGAAAAUACGAAAAUAAUGUAUCUGUAGAACUAUCAAACUGACAUAACCUAAAACGAAACUAGCGCCGCCAAGCGGAUAGUCUACCAUUAUUUGAAACUUCUCAGUCUGUAUAUAGCUUUCUUUCCUACAAUUAUUUAUAAGUAACUUGUAUAUAAGUAAAAAUUCACAUCGCAGAACGGGAAUAAAGUAGUGUUAUAAAUAUUCAAUAGAUUAAGUUAUUAUAGACUAUUUUUAUAGAAGCUUCAGUGAGUAAAAGGAACAUGCAUUCAUGUAUUCAAAAAUCUUAAAACAGAAUAAAAGUAAACUUCAGGAGAGCCUCUUGACAUCAAGUGCAGAGCUGGAAGUCUCAACAAUAAUUUCAGUUGAUAAAUCAGAAAGUUCAUUAAUAGAUUUUCAACUUUAUAACAAACGGAUAAGAUUGAAAAGCUAUUAUAGAAGUCCGGGAUUUAGCGACUGAACGAUUUCAAUACCAACAUCUUAAAGGCAGUAGUAGAUUACUAAUUCAAUAAUCUCUUACAAAUCUUGCAGUUUCUAUAAAAAUAGCCAACAUUAGUAUUAACAUCAUCCCCUAUACACAUUUAACAAAUUUUCAUAAAAAUAUGUUGAAUGUGCAAAGGAAAAUAGUCCAUAAAUUAGCAUAAGUUCAUACAACGCGUAAAAUUGUACAUUAAAACCGCGUUUCAAAAUGUCAGACCAUUUUAUAGGUAGUGCGAGUGCCAACAUGGCCGGUUAAUCUUAAUAUAGGUUAAAGUAGAUAUAGGCUGUGUAAAUUCCUACUUUAUUAGUGACACGCAAGGUAUAAAUUGAUGCCUAAAUUAAAACACCUAAGGCUUCGGGCGUACUAGAACAGAAAUGUAGCGGUUUUUAACCGCGUAAUAGUAAAAAUCUAAUACAAGCGGCCGCACUUGCGGUUUUGUCUCGCGCACAAUUCAAUGGGAUGUUACAUAGUGAAGUUGACGCUCUAGUACGAUUUGGACCCUAAGAUAUCUGUAUGCUUACGAGCCUUGCUUAACCCUAUAAUAAUCCUAGGGUUUUCCAAAACAAACAUAACACAAAAAUCUAAAUUUCAAGAGUAAAUAAUAAUUAUUUUUCAUAAUUUUCCAUUAGCGAACUUCAGUCUACGACUUAUUGAACUUCAGGAUAAUCGUACUAAUAUUAUAUUUUCAAUUCUUUUUAACUUUAUAAAUACCACUAAUAACGUAGGACUUUAUACAUAAUCAUUAGUUAUAAAAAUUGUAUAUAACUUCAAUAUAUUUCUCAGAAAUUAUUGAAGAAAUAGCCAAUCACAAAACUUUUAUUAAUCUAGGAACAAAAAUUAGUUUUAAGAGACGCGCAUAGAUUGUAAAUAAAUCGCGUAUUAGGUUACUUUAGGUUAGAUCUAGUUAUUAAGAUAGGUAGGCAAGCUAGAACAUUCGUAAGUUAACUUCUUCAAUACAUUUAAGGCAAUAAAAAUUACAUUGUCACUCUUUGAUGUGCAUUAAAGUAAACCUUUAGACCCAUUAGAAUACAGAUGAUAUUACCUUGACAACUAUAAUUGACAAUGACAUCAACUUAUUUGUUACAAAAAUGGUAAUGUCGUACAGUUUUGUCAUAUUAGCUGGACAUAGCGACAAUCGGUUGCGCAAAAGGCGUAUUCGAUUCCCCUAAGAAACGUACUCAGACCCGCAGAACUUCACACUACGGUACUUGUAACAACUAACAACAUAGUUUCAAAAUUAAAUCAUAGUUUAUAGUCUUAUAUGUAGAGAAAUUAGCUUACGAAUGCUCUUGUCUAAAAUAAAUAUAAAAACUUAUUAUAAAAGAGAUUAUAUUAGAAUAUAAGUUUUAUUUUACUUUAAAUAGGUAAUUACUUAGUGAUUACUGAAUUUAAUUUUGUUUUUAAACGAAUGUAAAAAUUCGUUAUAAUAAGGGGCAGCAUGUUCAUAAUUAGUAAGUUCGGGACGCGACCAAUUUGUAAAUAUCGUCGCGUUUCCAUUUAAAGGUAAGGCCAAACGAGUCGUAAAAACGUAGUGUUUAGCUUAAGUAGGUUUAUAAUUAUAUUAUAUGUAGUUUAUAAAUAAUAUAAUUAGUUAUAAGUAGUUUUAAAAUCUAUUUAUACGGGCGCACAUUCGUGCAUCAAAGCGAACAUUAAAUUGUUUAAGUAAAUUCAACCUUAUCUCCACAGUGUAAUGCACAGAUUGCUUCGGGGAUUUAAAAAGACGCGCGCGAAUCUGCGCGAAUGCGUGCGUGUGAGUGCGUCUUGAAUUCAUUUUUACUUCGAUGCUUUCGAGUAUGCGCCCGUAUAAAUAUUAAAUUUUAAGUAGUUAAGUAAUGAAACAACGCUGUAACACCUUGGAAAAUUAACUCUAUUUCAAUAGACGUAAAGUGCUAUAUUAAAGUCGUUCUUCCAACUUACGAAGACACCGCAGUUGAUUAGUAUUUAAACUAGUUUAAGGAAAUCACGUGUCGCGGGUUCGAUUCCCGCAUGGAACAAGUAUUUGUAUAAUUUAGUUUACUUCUAGUUGUUCCAGGUCUGGAUGACGCGUGAUAUGUAUAUCCCCGAUGGAUCCGAUUAAAAAUCUGUAUUAUGUAUAUAAUUAUAUUAAGUAUAAUAUAAGUAAAUGAUAUAUAUUUUUAUAAAAUAAACCAAAAAAAGUAUAAAAAAAAUACAAAACAGAAAAUAUAAAAAAAUGUACAGGAUGACUUUUAGUGCUUUGAAAUAAGAAAAGAAUUAGCAACGACAACUGCUCUUAAAUUAUAACAAUAAAAAUAUAUUUGCAUUUACUAAAAAAUCUAAAAGUCGAUAAAAAGGGAUGAAUAGACACAGAAAUGGGGUAAAUAGAUGUUAGAACAUUUUCCCAACAUUUAUUUACUCCUCUUCUGUAUCUAUUCACCCCGUUUUACGGUGCCAAGAGUAUCUAAAUAAAGUAUAAAACAACAAUAACAAAAAAUAUAUACUAAAAUGAAAUAAACUUCAUUUUCUUUACGUGUAUUAAAAGUUAUCCUGUAUUCUAGAUAAUAUUUAUUAUAAGAUAACUUUAAUAUGUGUAAUAUAUCCCUGGUUUAAAAUGAGCAAAAAUUAGGUUUAAGUAAGUCAAAGAGUUGCAAAUGUAAAUAUACUACGAAAUGAUAAUAUGGUCCCAAUAAAUGUUGAAAGUAGAUGUAACAUUAAAAAUAUAAUUUAAAUAUAGGUUAGACAUAAUAUAAUUAUGUAAGUAUAUAUAGAAAAUGGGGCGUUCGUCACAAAUCUUCUCAAAACGUAGCGUGUUAAAAUAAUUAAAAUAGGUUAAUUACAAGUUAUAUUUUAUUUAUUUUAAAUGCCGUCAUAUUUAAUAGCGUGGAAAAAAUAUCAACCUGUAUGUUUUUGGUUACACUAAUUUAAAAUUAUAAAACAAAAUAGAAAAGUUCAACCAUUUUAUUCAAUAUCUAAAUUGGUAAUAUUUGUUUUUACUACGAUAUAUCUAAAAUUAUACAUAUAGGUGGCAAAUUUUAUAAAUAAAAUAUAAGUUAAAAUAUAGUUUAAUUAGGUUAAGAUGUUACUUAUGACGUUUUCAGUAUAUUCUGAAUAGUCUGAAUAUUAUAGCUACAGGUUCAAAAAUACUUUAUAACUCAAAAUAUACAAAAGCCGAAAUAUAAAACAUGCUCCAUCUCUUUUAAACAUCAGUCGCGAUUCUAAGAAAAAUAUUCAUUUUACUAAUAUCUCGCGAUAUUGACAAUCGAUGCUAAUUACACGAAAAUGUUAUACUUAUUAACCAAAAAGUGGAUAAUGGUAUUUCGCCAUGGUUUCCAUCACCGUAGCCUUUACCAGCCAGAAGAUCAUAAACAAAGUAUCUGAAUGCGUCAUAAGUAACACUUAUUAGUAUAAGAUUUAGAAUGUAAGGCAUUUGGCACACAAUGGCUGAUUUUUGAAACCUAAUUCGUAGACAUAUUUCCUUAAAAAACAUUUUAAAAAUCUUGCAUCCCCAAAAAUACUGUAAACUUUGCCAUUUACAAAAUUUUGCGUUUUCAAAAAGGUAAGUAACAGAAAACAUCACUUUGCAAUAGUAAUAAAAUGAAUCUGACAUCUUAACAAUCGACAAAUAUAUAAUAAGUUACUAAUAAAUUACUACUUAUAUUUUCAGUUUGUAUCUGAAAGAAAAUAAAUUUAUAUGUCUACAAAAUAGGUUGAGAUCAGCUCUUGCGCGUCACACAUUGAUGAGUAGCAACUCCAUAUUAUAAUUGCUGAAAAUAUUGGCGAACCAGUACUCAGAUUAAUCAAAUGAAUUAGAUUUAAAUAAAUAUAUUUACGUAAGUUAGUAAUAUAAGUUGUUUCUGUAUAAUUAAAAUAAUGGGAGUACGUCGAAAUAGUUUUAAUUACUAUAUACGAACAGAUCUGUACAUAUAAUGUUCGAAUAUGUUUAAACUUAAAGCCAUAAAUAAUUGUAAUUUAACGUCGAAAAACUAAUUUUAACAGAGUCUAUAUAGAUAUAUAUUUUUCUAUAUAGCUUAAGAUAGAUGUAAUUUAGUUACAUAAGUUGUAUAUUAAAGAAAUGAACGAUCUCAGAAUACACUUGAAAAUGUAGUGUAUAUAAACUAGAUAUUACCUAAUAAUAAGUUAUUUCGACUAAUAAAUAGCACAUGAUUAUUAAAAAUACUUUCAAUAGCUAGUAUUUUUAGUUGAAAACAAAUUGAGCGGAAUUCACAAAAUCAGAUACUUACCUACUUUUAGUUUUAUUUGUGUAUUUAUAAAGUUGAUUUAUGAUACAAAAUUAGCCUUAUUGAAUACGCACACGUAUUUAUUAGUUAUGUUUAGUAGUUAACUUUAAAUAGUUCUGUAGAAAAACAGUGAAAACUGCAAUUUGAAAUAUAAGAUACUAUUAAUUAAAUUGUAUAGAUAGUCAUAAUCAAACGGAUUGGAAGCAAAAAAAAAAGUAAUAGAUGUAGAUAAUAGAUAUACAUAUUAUUAUAUUUGUAAGUAUGUAACUUCAUAGAGAAUAAACUACAGAAUAUGUUUAUUUAGGUGAACAUUAUAAUGUAUUUACUCUAACUAGUAUAUAAUGAAUAGCUUGUAAUGGUCGUAUUAUAAUAUUGAUGAUCAUUUUGAGAGAUAUAAACGAGAAGUAAUCGUCCAUCAUAUUAAUUUAAUUGGGAACUACUGUUUUUUGUCGCCAGAUGGAGCUAUUGCGAACCGCUCGUCUUUUCGUUCAAUAGGGAAUUAGCUAAUGUCACACCAUUGGUCAUUAAAUUAUUGACAACUACAGUGAUUGGAUAAUAACACCUCUUCCUAUAUUUGCGCAAAAAAUCGGUAGCCUUCUUUAAAUCUGAUGAAACUGAAACUCAUUCAUACAGUCAACACUCUGUCUUGUUUCUCCAUUCCCUAUGAGAAAAUAUAAUCAUUAGUUUGCAAACAAGGUACAAUAACGAAACAUUACAGCAUGCCAUUUAAAAUCAUCAAAAAGUAAGACGGUUUUAAUCACCAAACUGCUGAUAAACAGAUUGCAAAUGAUUUGAUUACAAACAGAUGGUCUAUAAAAUAACUAAUAGUUGAUUGGCGUUUCUUUUCUGCUUAUAUCCUUCAAAAUGAUCUUCAAUAAUAAAAUAGGACGUUUAGGUUAAGUUACUAUUCAGAUAAUAACUAUAAUAUACGGGACGCGAAUCCCUGUACAUAAAUUGACCUUCCAAUGUCUAUGAAGCAGUACCAGAAAACUAGUAGAUUAUGCGAUAAAAACAAGUCAAUGAUAGAUUUUAAGUUAGAUUUAAAAUAAAAAAUAAGGAUAGGUUUAGUUUACAUAAUGUACAGUUGAACAAAGGAAUUAGUAUACUCCGUUCUCAAUUUUCAACUUUAAUACUACUCAAUAAUAAAGUAGAAAGUCCAAUACAGGCUUUUUUAUAUUCAGUAGCCAUUCACGUUAGAGCUUUCAAACGUACUAUUUUAUUAAUAAUAAACAUCUUGCAAAGGCUACAAGUUAACUUCUGUCCCAGUUUUUUGAUAAUACAUUACUUCUUCAAAGAUAGUAUAGUAAUUUCUUUGUUUGACUGUACAAUUAAUGUAUUCGCUUCUUUUACUUAACAGUUGUAUAAAAAGGAGAUAGCAAAGAAGCCUAUUGAAAAUAUAUCUAUUCAAAAAGUCAUAUACCAACAUUGACUACAGGUCACCUAAAAAGAUCUUAGUACCUAAUUAGAAAAAGGUUGCAUUUCCCAUCUCUUUCUUAUAUGAACUGUUAGAAAAAGUGCGAUAAUUUGUAAAUUUUGUUAACACUGUAAAAGAACAAGGUGUAAUAACUGUAGGUACCAAUUAUAUAGAGUAGAAUAUACCUCCUAGUUCUAAGGGAACCUUGUACAUUAUUGAGACCUAAACGAAGGCCUAACAUGUAGUUCAAUCGAUUUUUGAAUCGUAUAGUUUGUAAGGACAGGUUUUGCGAUCACUAGAUGGCGCCAAUGAUGCAUUAAGUCCUCAUAGCCUAUCUGUGAAGAUAAUUUAAUGUUGUCUGGCUUAAAUUUUAAGAUCUUUAGGUCUAAUGCGAUACUAGCGCCUCUAGUGACGCAAAACUACAUUAGAUAUAAAAAAAUAGAAUAUUUUGGAAAGAAAGCUAUGUACAGACUGACAUUUCUUGCCUAUUUAUUAGUUUAAAAUGAUAAGGUGUCUAAUAAAACUUAAUAGAAAUAAAAUAAUUGAUUUUGUUGCCAUAUUUGUGUGAAAUUAUCUAAAAUUGUAAGUGAAAGGGUUACUAAUUGCGGUGGUGGGUUAUUAUUAAACAGUAAAACUAAAUUAACAUUGUCGGGAAUACUUAAUCAGUUUGCCAAUUUGAACGUUUUGCGUUAGCGUAUAAGGUUCAUUAUAGAAGCAGGCUGUGCCACAUAGAGUUCCUUUUAAUUUAGUUUUUUAAUGCAUUGUUUUCAUGUCCAAAGAUAUCAUUGCUUUACAUGUGCAGUUUCGUACAAAAUGGUGGUUAUCUACAUGAUGUAAACCAGUUACUACAAACUUUCUAAUAUUGAAAUUGUUCUAAAUAUUAAAUUAGCUAAAAAUCACGGUUUAAUCACGUAUAUUAAUCGCGAAAAGCUCUAUAAGUUUCGAGGCACACAGGGACUCUUAAAUCGAGUGCAGUGAGCGCAGACGAAACUAGUAGAGCUUUUCUCCAUUAAAUUACGUGAGUAAACAGUGAUUUUUGGUUAAUUUAGUAUGUCUCACCAUAGUUAUUAUAAAAAUAUGUUCUAAAUAUUUCUUGCAUGAAAAUGUUUCACGUGUUUAUUUAAGUAAUUAUUUUUAAGCUGUAAACUGUAUCUACUCAUUUCUACAACAUACUCAUGUAUUCUUGUUAAAUGUAAUUGGAAGCACAGAAAAACACCCUGAUCAUGUCACAAAAUUAAUUGUUACAUUCUUAAUAUUAUUUUUUAGGUUAUUUUGAUUGAUAAGAGAUUAAUUCUUUUAAGUAAUUUGGUUUUGUCAAUAUUUUAGAGAGGGCAUAAAAGCCUAUGCGUGGAAUAUUACUAUUCUUAUAGUCUUUUUAUGUAAAGGCUAAAUCUUUGACUAGGAAAACGGGAAUUUUACCGUUAUUCUAAAUUCCCAUAUCAAAAUUGCGGUUGAAAUAUUUGUGAAAUUGCUAUUCGAAUGCAUGCUGUGUGUAUUUGGGCAAGAAAUUAAAAUUGUAUGGAUUUCUAACUUUGUGAUUGCAAGACAAUAAUGUCGCUUCAAAUGGUGAGAAUAUAAAAAAAAUGAUACAGUAACAUGUGUUACAAACUCUGGAAGCCAAAUAGAGUACCUUUUUGGCUAUUUUAGAGAUAUCUUAGGUACUUAGGUACCUAAUUAUAUUCAAUUAUUGUAAAUGCCUAAAUUGAGAAUGACUAACUUAUAAAUAACAUCACAUUAUAGGUAAUGGCAUUAAAUAUUAAAAUAAUAAUAUUUUGAAAUAUCAAAAUUGAACCUUGAUGUUGUAUCAAAUUCAAAAGAUUGACUGCGUAUUACGCAACUCAAAAUUGUAAACUAAUAAAGACAAGUAUUUUUGAUUAAAUGAAAAAAGCCUUACGUCUUGUAGUAAUAGAGAUGUUUUUCCUAUAACGUCUCUCAAUGAAUACGAAAUACGGCCAUCACAUUUUCACAUUAUUAUAUCAUAAACCACUUAAUUAUAAUUAUGUUUGUAGAUAGAUUUUUUUGUUUUUAAUAAAUCAAUUGGAAAGAAAA